GACUAAAAAGCCACCCUCCAUUUCUUUCUCCAGAUUCUGGUGCCAAAAUUUAUCCCCGACGGCCAAACCCUAGCUCUGGGCAGAGGAAGAAAUCAAUCAAAGCAAAGUGGAGCCGAAUUUACCUGCUCUUUGACAGAUAAAUCAUCGAGUUUCUUGGAUCCGCAUCGACUUGUUCACCGCAAGUGAUUAGCCCAACCGCCGUCAUGAACCCGGUCGAUCCGAGAUAUGGCGACCCUGCUUCCUACCGCGACAGGAGAAGCGGAGGCCUGGCGAUUCCACCGAUGACGGGCAGUGCUGCUGGUGGCUAUGGCCAGGGAGCCCCUGCUCCGGCGGGUUUUGCUUCUUACCCGCCCUUUCAGCCUCCGGCAGGGAGGUUUGAUGUUGGUCGGGAUGGCGGUGGAAGGAUGGUCAAUGGGCACGUUAGAGACAGAGGAGGCCAUUCGGAUCAUGUUGGGAGGGGCUUUGGUGGUAGGGGUGGAGGACGUGGUGCCGGUGGAAGGGGAUUUGAUGGCAGCAGAGGCGGUGGAAGAGGCGGAAGGCAUGGUGGGCCACUGCCUAGAGGGGACCUGGACAACGUCUCUCUUCCAAGGCAGGAUUUUCGUCACCUGGUGCCUUUUGAGAAGAACUUCUAUGUCGAGAGUCCUGCAGUUCGUGCGAUGUCUGAGCACGAAGUUAUGACGUACCGCUCGAGGAGGGACAUUACAGUCGAGGGACAUGAUAUCCCUAAGCCUAUUAGAAUGUUUCACGAGGCUAAUUUUCCUGAUUAUUGCCUUGAGGUGAUUGCCAAGUUGGGUUUUGUUGAGCCAACUCCCAUUCAGUCCCAAGGCUGGCCUAUGGCUCUAAAAGGAAGAGAUUUAAUUGGCAUUGCCGAGACGGGUUCUGGGAAGACUUUGGCGUAUCUUCUUCCGGCAUUGGUUCAUGUCAGUGCGCAGCCACGUUUAGUUCAAGGUGAUGGUCCUAUUGUGUUGGUACUUGCACCUACUAGAGAGUUGGCUAUGCAAAUUCAACAGGAAGCCUUGAAAUUCGGAUCACAUGCAAACAUCAGGAGUACAUGUAUUUAUGGUGGUGCCCCCAAGGGACCUCAGAUUCGUGAUCUCAAGAGAGGUGUUGAGAUCGUGAUUGCUACUCCUGGGCGUCUGAUUGACAUGUUAGAAGCUCAGAAUACAAACUUACAGAGAGUGACUUACCUUGUCUUGGAUGAGGCUGAUCGAAUGCUUGACAUGGGGUUCGAGCCUCAAAUAAGGAAGAUAAUAGGACAGAUUCGACCAGAUAGGCAAACAUUGUACUGGAGUGCCACAUGGCCAAGGGAGGUCGAGACUCUGGCUAGACAAUUCCUGCGUAAUGCAUAUAAGGUGAUCAUUGGGUCUCCUGAUCUGAAGGCAAACCAAUCCAUAAAUCAGGUGGUUGAAGUAGUGAGGGAGGUGGAGAAAUACCACAGAUUAAUCAGGCUGCUCAAUGAAGUUAUGGACGGGAGUCGAAUCCUGAUUUUCAUGGAAACAAAGAAGGGAUGCGAUCAAGUCACCAAGCAACUGAGAAUGGAUGGGUGGCCAGCGCUAUCCAUCCACGGAGACAAGAACCAGGCCGAGAGGGACUGGGUCUUGUCCGAGUUUAAGAGUGGCAGGAGUCCUGUGAUGACGGCCACAGAUGUUGCUGCCAGGGGUCUUGAUGUUAAGGAUAUAAAAUGUGUGAUCAACUAUGAUUUCCCAACGAGCCUGGAAGAUUACAUCCAUAGGAUUGGGCGAACAGGCCGUGCAGGAGCAAGGGGAACUGCCUACACUUUCCUCACGGAUUCAAAUGCGAAGUUUGCGAGGGAGCUCAUUAAGAUCUUGCAAGAAGCAGGGCAGGUUGUGUCUCCUGCUUUGUCCAACUUGGCCCGAUCAUCAGCUGCCUCCCGUGGAGGUUCUGGUGGUGGGUUCCGUUCAAGAGGACGAGGUGGCUAUGGGAGCAGGUCACUCAUUUCGGGAUCAAACACUGUUCCUGUCGGCGGAAGGAGGCCUUGGUAAUCUGGGAAGAUACAUCUAUGUCGGCUUUCCGUAUGAGUCGGCAUGACUUAUUGUUUGUGCCUGUAUUGCAGCUGCAAUAUCUCUACUGUCAGCUGUCUAUGUUUAGACUUCAGUGUAGUACAGUUGUAGAGGAAGUAAUGUCUCUGCUCUGUAUGAUUUUUUUAAGACAAGUAAUUAUUUUGCUCGAGUCGCCAGAUUUGGAUCCUUUCCCGUUGCAUCUGUAGUUCACCUGGAACAAAGAAACCAUCUAUAUCAAUACAAACUUCAGCACUAUACAGUCGAUCGGGUCCGGUUUCCUUGAA
This is a messenger RNA of Punica granatum (pomegranate), 2305 nucleotides long. The record is from RefSeq and is a predicted model, not a curated record. Lineage: Eukaryota; Viridiplantae; Streptophyta; Magnoliopsida; Myrtales; Lythraceae.